UGUUGUGGUUGUGAUCUCCCUUCGUCGAGGUAGUCACAACAUUUCCACGUGUAGAAUGUAAAGUAAACUGAGCCUGAAACGUGUGCCCUCUCCUGCAGGGACUCUCAAACUGUGCUGAUGAACAAGGGAACUUCGAGAGGGCCUCAAGUGAACGCCUUGUUAUGGACAAUCGUGGUUACUCGGAACCAGAUGAUGCCGACAGCUCACACUUAUCGCAAGAUUCACAGACGUCAGCUGUUGGCUAUCAUCUCUCGCAAGGGUCAGCAGACGGUGAGACAUCUGCAGCUUGCCCACCAACCACACAUAGUAGACAUUCAGAUAAAAAGAAAAAGAAGAAAUCGAAAAGAGAAAAAUCUUCAGGAUCAAGGCAUACAGAUGGCCUUGGAAACGAUGGUAGUGAAGCCGUGGACUGUGAUGCCAACUCUACAAGCAAACGCAAGAAAAGUUCAAAAACUUCCGUCAAAGGUGAUAAAAGUGAAAAGAAAGUUAAAAAACAAUCAUCAAGAAGGCCAGAACCUGAAGGAGGAAAUCCUUUACAACCUAAUGAUUCCAGUGCACUAGAAUAUGAUCGGAUUAUAAACAGUACUGAUCCUCUGUUUUCUGAUUUGGAACUUGAUGUGUCGGGUGAUGAUUCUACAAAACAGCCCCAGCGGCGGCCGCCACGAUCCUCGAGGCAUUCUCGAGGGGCUCUGUCUGGGGGCAUUUUUAUUCCGUGUACACAACUUGGUAUUAAUUCUAAUACUAUGAUUAAAUUCGCCAUUAUCGGGACCGAACUUCAAAAUAUAUUCCAAGUUUCACAAAGGUUGGAAAGCGAGACUGCUGGACUUCAAAGGCGCAUCCAACUGCUGGAGGAGGACCUUGAGAGAUCAGAGGAGCGUUUGCAGAGUGCCACAGAGAAACUGGAAGAGGCCUCAAAGGCUGCUGACGAGAGUGAAAGGCAGCGACGAUCAGUAGAAAACAAAUGGGUUACUGGUGAUAAGCGACUUGAAGAAGUAGAGACAUGCUACAGACAAGCCACACAGGUAGCUAGUGAAGCAGAGGCUCGGUAUGAUGAGGCUGCCCGUAAGCUCGCCAUCACAGAGGUGGAUCUGGAGCGUGCUGAGGCCCGUCUCGAGGCGGCAGAGGCAAAAGUGAAACAACUAGAGGAGGAAGUCCAUGUGCUAACCAAUAAUCUUAGGUCCUUAGAGCGAUGUGAGGAGAAGGCUUCCCAGAGAGAGGACAGCUACGAGGAGACAAUCCGUGACCUGACACAGAGGCUCAAGGAUGCUGAGAACCGUGCCACUGAAGCAGAGCGCACUGUGUCCAAACUGCAGAAGGAGGUUGACAGAUUGGAAGAUGAUCUAGAGCAGGCACGUGAUCAGAAUACCCAAUUGAGAAUGGAAAUGGAUCAAUGCAUCGGAGAGCUGGAAAAUCUCUAGUGUUCAUGACAGACGAGCUGCUGGCAGAGAAAGAGAGGUACAAGUCAAUUUCGGACGAGCUGGAUUCCACGUUUGCCGAGCUGGCUGGGUACUGAGCCCUGCAUUUGUGCCUGUGUCGACGACGUUGAUUCAAGAGCUUCCUCAUCUCACUCACAUGUUGCAAUUUUUUAUAAUUGUACUUCUUCUAGGCUCAGUCUAUUGCCAGACUCUUACAACAAUUUGGCGAGACUUAAAACUUGGUUCACUCUUUUUUCUUGCUGUGUUAGGUCGUCGAGGUUUGGGGGUUUGUUUGUUUCUUUGGCGCUGAAUAAAGAAACAAAAGUAGACCCGUUUUUUCUGUCAACAUGAUUAAAAUGCAUGAGGCAAAAGUUGAACUAAAUUGUUAUCCACCAAAGAAUUCAGGUAAAGCCUGGAAGGGAAAGGAUUGUACAAAGUUGUUAUUUGCUUGUACCUUCAUAUGUGUACAGAUGUAUCAACAGCUUGACAGCAGCUGGAGGGCUAAAAUAUGCUGAUGUAAAACUGUGACAUCUGCCCUCGUACCAUCUGGGCAUUGUUACUGGAUUGAAGCACUUGGGUCUUUCGCAGCUAAUGAAGCCAGUUGUGUUUGUACAAGACCUUUUAUUUGGCAUGGUUUUCAGCACCAUGUUUUAACCCUCCAUGGACCAGAGUGGUCAAUUAUGUCACAGGGGAAUUUUAUACACACCCACAACUUUUCUAGUACAUUUAUGUGUUUGUUACGAGUCCAUCGCAAAAGUUCAGGAAAAACUAAUGUUCUUAAUCAUGUUGUAUUACAGAGAGUUCGCACGCUUCAAAACCAGGUUGGGGAAUAAUAGAACUACCAGGCUAGUGCUCCAUAUAAUCUUUUGUAUUGGCCUACACCAUUCUCUGCCAGUACCUUAAUCAGUUGUGAAAGAUGAGUAUGUAUGCCAGACUGUCCACAUACGUCCGAGCCCUUUGUAUAAACGGUUGUCAUGAGCAGAUGGAAAAAAAAAUAAGCCAGUCAUGCCUCGUCACAAUUCCAGCUUAAUGACAAGUUCCUCGUCCUGUACCAUAUUCGUACCAUCUGUGGUCGGGAUGUAGUGCACAAGCCUGUCGCAGCCUUUAAGACCCAGACCUGGCCUCUCUUCCUUGCCUUCUCUGCUCUUAAUCUCCAUUCCUCCAUUUCCUCCAUUUUCUAGCUUGCUAAAGUGUUUAAGGUGUUUUUAAAAUUUGCAGCAGGGGAAAAAAGAAAUAGUUUUUAUACCUUGUUUGAUUGUGGGUUCUAACAAAUUGCUGUGAAUCCUUAUGUGUACCUGUAAUAAGCUUGCUGAACAUGAAAGAAGAAAUUGACACAUUCUAAGAGGUCCAACAUACAUCAAGAAGCAACAGUGAUUCCUCUUGUUAUUAACUAUGAAGUUUGUGUAAGGGCUCGAUAGUCCAAGUGUGAUAUCUUUUUCACUUCUCAGUGCGCAUAUUGCUUUUAUUUUAGCGCUGUACAUGUUCAAUGGCAGUCUGAUACACUUUCUUGAUGCCAAUAAAUUGUAUGCAAGUGCAUAAUUCAGAACAGAACACAAUUGUAAUUCUUUCCUUAUUUAUACGUUCUCCUUCAUUAAAAGACUUCUUUCGCUUAAAGAUGCCUGCCAUUUGUUUUGUAGCAUUUUUUACUUUUUUUUUUUUGGUGUUCAAUACGAAGGAAUUCAUGUGUGUCGAGGAGGAAAAGAAUGGAGAAGAUUUAAAAAAUUUUUUUUACUGCUUAUGGUCUCUCAUUUUUCUUUAUUACAAACAUACGGCAUACCUACAUGUUCACAUAUAUUCUCUUAUCUGUGGCUUUACUGAAGUACACUUCAAAAUUCCUGGGCACCAUUAAUGAUUUUAGUAUUAAAAUCAUAUACUCCCUAAAUUUCAAAAA
This is a messenger RNA of Aplysia californica (California sea hare), 3306 nucleotides long. Its product is annotated as tropomyosin-2. The transcript is spliced from 9 exons. Gene Ontology annotation, biological process: actin filament organization; muscle contraction. Gene Ontology annotation, molecular function: actin filament binding. Lineage: Eukaryota; Metazoa; Mollusca; Gastropoda; Aplysiida; Aplysiidae. The coding region runs from base 162 to 1418 and encodes 418 amino acids. The record is from RefSeq and is a predicted model, not a curated record. Gene Ontology annotation, cellular component: actin filament.